UAACACCUCCUCCCUCCCGUCAAACCUUUCCUCGAUGAAAAUAGCAAGAGAAAAGAGAAAAGGAAAUAAACUUCCGCCCCUCUCUCCCACGCUACCUCUCUUCCGCCGCCGCCGCCGCCACCUCCCAUCCAAGAUCCUCCGGCUCUGUCGUGCAUGCCACCGGAGGAAGGGCCCCUUCCGAGACCCGCUUCUCCACCGAGUCAAUUCGUGUGGGAGCCAUUGUAGUCCUCUCCCCUCGGUGCGCGGCGCCGGAGAGAGCGACAAGGAGGUCCAGCAGUCCAUGCUGCCAUCGUCCUACCUCGUCGUGUGGCGUCGAAGAGAAGGACGAGGAGGUUGAGCAGUCCGUGCUGUCUUCGCCAUCGCCUGAUCUGGUUAAAGUUGGAGGUAAGCAGCUUCUUUGGGUUCAUCCAUCUAUAGGAUUCUAUGAGGACUUGUGUUUUGAUAAUCUAGAUGCCGCCACCGUCGGCGCCUCUAGCGCAUCCACAAACUGGCGCAACCUCCCUCAGCUCCCCGCCCUCGCCCACAAGGACAAACACUAGGUCGCGCUGCCCCCACCCCACGAUGCCGUCUGCGUUGAUCUGAAGCCCGCAGAGGACGGGGAUGAGGUGGGAGUGGAGAUGCAAGUCGUCAGUAGACGGGAGGCGAUGCCGUUGGUACGGGUCACACAGGUGUUGGGGUCGAUGCAGAGCACCGGCGGAGGGUGCCAUUUUCCUCGCGUGACUCGUCAGAUCCGACCUUACGCCAGCGCCGGCUAUUGAGGAGCCGUCACACUACAGCCCGAUGCAUCCAUGGCCUGUGCAAAUCAUCAAUCAUCAUGUUCGAUGUCACCUCCCGGUUAAACUACAAGAACGUUCCCACAUGGCAGAGACAUCUGCAGGCAUUCUUAUCUGGCAGACCAGGCAGGUGGCGACAACCAUUUGGAUGAACAGAGGCAUGAUCUUUACAAUGAAGCACAAAGUUUGUCAGACAGAGUCGAUAUAUCUAACUAUCCAAGCUACCAUUGAUGAAGCACAAGAUGGUGAAAAUGUGGAAAAUCAUAUUUCACUGGCCAAAAUGUUAGAAGUGAACCAGGAAGUUAGUACUGCCAAAAGUAAUAGUAAUAUGCGUACACCAUGAUGGUCACUGAGAAAUCUGGCAUACAGAUAUGGCGUUGUGUGGUUGGAGGUGCUAAUAGGUAGUGCACAUGUGCAACAAAUAUAACUGGGAGGUGAUAUCGUAACAUCGGCAAAAAAUUACAUCAGGGACAAUUCUCUGGGCCCAGGGAUCCUCGACAUUAAUCUGGAUUUGGAAGAUAAAGCCGCUGUCGAUCAUUGAGUUCUUGGAAAUUGCUCUGCUAUGUAGUUACCUGUCGCUGUGUGAGAGAUUGUUGAUGCGGCAUGUUGUACUUGUGUUAAGCGAGUCAAAAGAUAGGGCAUGGGCGAGCUCCGCAUCCUCGUCUGCUUCUGAUCAUUCUUCCAAGAAGGAUAGCUCAUGAUGUAUGUUUAUAUAAGUUCAGUUAGUGAAGGCAAUAGCCGUUGUUCCCUU
Molecule: messenger RNA, 1524 nt
Organism: Triticum aestivum (bread wheat)
Lineage: Eukaryota; Viridiplantae; Streptophyta; Magnoliopsida; Poales; Poaceae
Exons: 5
Coding region: 781-1116 (111 amino acids)
Source: RefSeq, a predicted model, not a curated record